UCAUCCUCCCUCACCACCCAUUCAUUCCCAAUCCCUCCACAUGUCUCCUCCUUCAUAGCUGGGCCAUAUAUAAUGGUCAUGCCACAGGGAUUUCACUUCUCCCCUUUACUGUUUAAGGUCGAACAUCAGGUGUCAAUGACUUCGUGUCAGGCCAAAUCUGCUCCGAGCAAGCUCAACCGUUGGUGGAGUCAACUGAGGGUUUGCCUUCAAAACAACGAAGGAUGGAAUGAGAUAUUGGAUGAGAAUUUUCUGCCCUACACCAAAUACAUAAAUGACAUUCCUCUCUUCUAUGCGGCUAAAGAGAACAGUGUUGGUUGCAUCAAGAAACUUCUGAGUUGUGUGUCCACUGAUAUAUUAGAGAGAGGUGCUCUUGGUGAGACAGCUCUUCAUGUUGCUGUGAUGUACGAUAACCUGGAGGCUGCUGUUGCUCUGAUGGACGGAGCUCCUGAACUCAUCAAUGAGCCCAUGAUCACCAAGCUUUUCCAAGGUGUAACUCCUCUCCACAUUGCUGUAGUGAAUCAGAACAUCGAUCUGGUUCAUCAUCUGAUUAGUCGAGGGGGUGAUGUGGCUACACCUCGAGUCACCGGUCUGUACUUCAGGAAGAGGUUAGGAGGACUCAUAUACUAUGGUGAGCACAUCCUGUCUUUUGCUGCAUGUACUGGGAAUGAGAGCAUUAUCUCCAUGGUAAUUGAUGCAGGGGCCAGCACCAGGGUCCAGGAUUACCGUGGUAACACAGUGCUUCACAUUUUGGUUCUGCAGCCCAACAAGGUGACUGCGUGCCAGACCAUAGACUUGAUUAUGGCACGCGAUGCAGAGCUGGACCAGUCAGUGUCACUCGACAUGGUGCCCAACUACAGAGGCCUUACACCUUUUAAACUGGCUGCCAAAGAGGGAAACAUUGAGGUCUUUGAGCACCUGGUUAAUAAAAGGCGUGUAGUACAGUGGACUCUGGGCCCUUUGACUUCUAACCUGUAUGAUUUGACAGAGAUCGACUCAUGGGCCGACAACAAGUCAGUACUGGAGCUCAUAGUGGGCAGUCACAAGAGAGAGUCAAGAGAAAUAUUGCUGGUGACGCCCGUGAAGCAGCUGGUUAGUCUGAAGUGGAACCUGUAUGGAAAACAUUACUUCAGGCUGCUGCUGGUACUGUAUCUGCUGUACAUCGGCACCUUCACACUGUGUUGUGUAUUUCGCCCUCUAAAGGACGCUCCAGAGAACUACACAACAUCAGAUAUGGACAAAACCACCCGAGUUCAGAAAACAUUCAAAGAGAGUUAUGUGACGUAUGAUGACAACCUGCGGCUGGUGGGCGAGAUCAUCAGCGUCAUCGGAGCUUUUCUCAUCCUGUUGCUGGAGAUCCCUGAUAUACUGAGAGUGGGAGCAAAGCGCUAUUUUGGUCAGACAGCACUGGGAGGACCCUUCCAUGUUAUUCUUAUCACCUAUGCAUGCUUGGUGUUGCUGCUGUUGGUGUUCAGAAUCUGCGAAGUGCAUGGAGAGAGAGAGGUAAUGGCAGUGUCUUUAGUUCUUGGCUGGUGCAACGUCAUGUACUUCGCCCGAGGUUUUGAAACACUCGGCCCUCAUGUCAUCUUGAUACAGAAGAUUAUAUUUGAAGACUUGACAAAGUUCAUGUGGCUGAGUUUCAUUAUGCUCACUGGUUUUUCCACCGCUCUGUGGGUCGUGUAUAUGACCCAAGAUCCUACAUCCCUUCCCCAAUAUCGGUCCUUCCCCAUCACCCUCUUUUCCCUGUAUGAGCUCAGCAUGGGCCUCAUAGAUAUGCCUGUGGACCACUCCUUCACUACCCCUCCGAUCGUCCAUGUGCUCCACUCCACCUUGUCUGUGGUCUGCUGCCUCUUUCUGCUAGAACUACUGUCAGCCAUGAUGAGUGACACACAGGAAAGGGUGGCCGAGGAGAGAAAAGAGCUGUGGUGGACUCAGGUGGUAGCCACAACUUUGAUGCUGGAGAGGAGGCUUCCACGCUGCCUGUCGUCUCAGAUCGGGGUGUGUGGGCUUAACUAUGGUCUGAAGGAGUGCUGGUAUCUCAGGGUUGAGGACAUAAAUGAUCUGAUGUUCAAAACGAUGCAGAAUGACAUCAAAGUUUCCUCCAAAGAUGAUGAAAAGGAGGAUAUGAGUGUCACAAUGAAGGAGUUGUUCCCUGGAACCCCCAAGCUCAGACCAACAAACAGGAGGUCUCUGAGACGCUGUCAGAUUAUUCAUCACAGCACUUUGGGUUUGGAGAUGGGGGAUCUGGAUCUGGAGGAAGAUCACAUUAACGUCUAGGAAAAGAUUCGGCCUGAGCCUGAAAUGCAUUCUCUGAGGCCUUAUGUCCUUUUAGAGUCCUGAAAAUAUGAAGCAGAUAUAAAGUGUUGAUGAGUGUCAAUGAACAAACUUGCAAAAUUAGGACUCUUUUGGCUCAAUCUGUCUAUAUAGUCAACAGUACAAUUACUCCUGCAGUAUUAUGCUAUAGAAAAGUGUGGGUUUCUUUUGUAGCAUUUUAAAAAAUAUGUAGGUCUUCAGUUGUGAAGAAGUCAGACAGCAGUAUAAGAAAUCAUACAGUAUAGGCCUAUUAGAAGUACCCUGAAAGUGCUCACAGGCAUAACUGAUUAGAAUAUACAUUAGGCAACACCCUAACCCUAACAUAAAUCUGACUAAACAGCAUAUAAAACUAUCAUCUUAGAAGCUUCAUCUUUCUUUGCUGGGUAGUAUUGAUUGAAGUGUGAAGUGGAAAGAGAAAUUAUUUGAAAUGGUAUUGAGGUUGAAUUUUCUGGUUAUUCUGUUAAAAAAUAACGCUGUUGCAUCUGCAGCUGAGAAAUGAAGUGUGAAGCCUACACCUUUAUCCAGUUCUUCUCAGGUGGGUGUCCACUGCUAAGGAUCCCAUAAUCCCCUUCUGAUGUAACUUCUGCCCAAUAACUGCAAACAAAAGACAAGAAUAUUGCAGCUCGUCCUCACCAGAAAAAUAGCCGUAUAGCUGCUUAUUACGACCCAUAUUUAUGUUUUUUGUUAGGCCACAACCUCAAGUGGUCAUUUGAUGAUAGCAAAGGUGGAAGUCAGUUAAUGUAGUAAACUUUCACACAGAAAACUGAGUUCUGAGACCAGUGUGCAUCAAGUCGAGGUUGGCUAAUUAAAAAUUUAAGUUAACUAACGUUAUGUUGUUGAGUGAAAUAACAUAACUUACUUCAUUUACAUAUAAUAAAAAUAUCCUGCUCAGAACUGCCGCUUCAUAACAUCAUCCUAUUAUUGUGACAGACCUAAUCUCAGAUGUUUAGCAAAGUUUGGGGUGUUGCCAAAGUAUUUCACUGUCUUUGCACAC
Messenger RNA from Micropterus salmoides (largemouth bass), 3304 nucleotides. RefSeq names its product transient receptor potential cation channel subfamily V member 6-like. Gene Ontology annotation, molecular function: protein binding; calcium channel activity. Gene Ontology annotation, cellular component: membrane. The transcript has 17 exons. The record is from RefSeq and is a predicted model, not a curated record. Bases 73 to 2274 code for a protein of 733 amino acids. Lineage: Eukaryota; Metazoa; Chordata; Actinopteri; Centrarchiformes; Centrarchidae. Gene Ontology annotation, biological process: calcium ion import across plasma membrane.